AUGGCAGAUUUCGCUGACUUGAAACCUAUAAUCACGAACUCGAAACGCUCGGGCCGUCGCCGGCAGCGAGGCUCUUCUGGUCCGUCAAAGCCAGAACCAGCGACUGUCGAUGCAGACGAAACUGCGGAUGAACUGGUGAUUGCUGGCAAGAAACCAAGACCAGUAGCAGGGACCCCGGUGCGAAAACGGCCCUCGUCUAAGUACUACGGCAUGGACGACUUUUAUCUGGACCACGAGACAAUGGAUGAGUACACGUGGACGGCGCUGGUUGGAUUCAGCGCGAUCAGGGUCGGAUCACCGAUGAUUUUCAUUCUACACUGCACUUAUCUGCUGGCUGUUCUCUACUUCAAACACGGAUUCGCCAUCGACGAGGAGGCAUCGCAGACCAUACCGAAGCUGAUGCUGCCGCUGCUGGCAAAUCUUCUGCUGGUGCAUGUUUUCAACAAGUGGUAUUUUUCGACAAAUUACUACAGACUGCGGGAGCCGCACUGA
Molecule: messenger RNA, 492 nt
Organism: Ogataea parapolymorpha DL-1
Lineage: Eukaryota; Fungi; Ascomycota; Pichiomycetes; Pichiales; Pichiaceae
Exons: 1
Coding region: 1-492 (163 amino acids)
Source: RefSeq, a predicted model, not a curated record